AGGGACACCUCCCCUGCCGGGCAGCUCCCCUUGCCCAGGGCCACGGAGGUGCCCAGGCGAGAGGCAGGAGGUGCUGGUGACGAGGGAGAGGACCUGACGAGCAGGCUGUGCCACACAGAGGAGCCCUUCUUCUGCCCACGAGCCCUUGGCUCUCUCUUCCCCUGCGAGGAUUUGGAACUGGAGUCCCCCGCGCCUGAUGCGGCCCAGGACACGGACCUGCUGGCACCAUCACCAGUGGGGGAGUUCCUUGAUGAACCCCUCCAGGACACCUCCACUGUGCUGGAGGGACCAGUGGCUUCAGAGAAUGGCAUGGGGGACCUGGAGGAGGGCGUUGCCACCAGCUCGGAUGCUGGCCUGCCUCCCGCCUCUGCUGUUGUGCUGAGCUCCUGCCCUGACAUCCAAAUCGACCCAGCAGUUGAGAAGGGAGAGGAAAGCCCGGCUGUCCCCAAGAAGUCCUCCUCGCAGAGACCCUCCAGCUUGGGGAAAGAUCUGGGGACAGCAGAGGGUCUGCCACAAAGCCCCCUAGACCCCGGGCAGACUUUGCCCUUGCUCUCAUCCUCCCCGACGGCUUCCAUCAGCACCUUCAGCUUUGAGCCCCUCAGCAGUCCCGACGGGCCAGUGGUCAUCCAGAACCUGCGGAUAACUGGGACCAUCACGGCCCGAGAGCACAGCGGAACCGGCUUCCACCCCUACACCCUGUACACCGUCAAGUAUGAGACGGCCGUGGAAGGUGACAGCGCGGGCAGCCUUCAGCAAGUGGCUUACCACACUGUGAACCGCCGUUACCGGGAGUUCCUCAACCUCCAGACCAGACUGGAGGAGAAACCGGAGCUCCGCAAGUUCCUGAAAAAUAUCAAAGGCCCAAAGAAACUGUUCCCUGAUCUCCCGUUUGGAAACAUGGACAGUGAUAAAGUGGAAGCCAGAAAAAGUCUGCUAGAACCUUUCCUGAAGCAACUGUGUGCGGUCCCUGAGAUUGCAAACAGUGAGGAGGUGCAGGAGUUCCUCGCCCUGAACACUGACGCCAGGAUUGCGUUCGUCAAGAAGCCCUUUGUUGUCUCCAGGAUAGACAAG
Leptosomus discolor (cuckoo roller) is the source of this 1071-nucleotide messenger RNA. The record is from RefSeq and is a predicted model, not a curated record. Lineage: Eukaryota; Metazoa; Chordata; Aves; Leptosomiformes; Leptosomidae.